CUCUACAUGCUCAAAUCUCUCCUAUUUUAUAUAUACUUGGAUACCUAUAAUCCAUCAAUGGUGCUCUCGUUGAGAGAUUAAACACAAUCAAGUGAGAUUCCUCUCCCCAAACAUCAAAAAAAAUCAUUCUCUACAAUGCAUUUGCUAUUCGUUUCCGUCACCUAAAGAAAAUCCAGCCGGAGAUGGAACCAUUGGCAGUUGGUGGAAACACUGUUUCUAUUGCACUCUUCUCCGACGUUUCCAGUUCUAAAGAACUACUAGAAUAUAUGCAAGCUGGAACAUUAGAGCCAGAGGUAGCACUACUAAAUGCAUCACUUAUUCCAGACGUAUUUCCCUUUUGGGCUUUGGCAACUGCACAUAAAACACUUGUGUCGAAGUCACGGGAAUCUACCACACGAACUCUGCAUUCUGAACUUGUGUAUAACUACUCUGGAUCUAAGCAUCUCGCUUUGGUGCUUUACCUGCCGAGAAAAAUCAGCCUGAAAAUGAAAAAAGCAACGAUAAGCGUCUGGGAUCCCUCGCCGGAGAUGUCCUCGCCGGAAAGGUCACCGCCGUCCUAGUCUUGGCCACACGCUAGCAUCGAAAGCAGCCGUCCCAGGUCUGAGUCAGAGACUGUUGUCUGGUGCUGUCGGAUUCGUAGCGACGUCACUUCCGGUUGUGAAACACUUUCGUGGGCCCACCUGAGGGUACAAGCCUCCAACGGAGGAAGCUUCGCCGCCGCUGGUACUGCUCCAUCGCUAUCCUCACUGUUGGCUGCUCCUGUGGACAGAGUGCAGCAGCAAUUGUGCGCUGCUUGGGGGUCUCGACUGUCGCAGGCAAGGCUGCCCGCUUGCCAACAAGAGAGCAGGCAAAGGGCUAGGUCAAGUGCUGUGAGGCAGAUUAGUCAAGGCCCAUUAAUCAAACCAUAUCAUCAAGAAGCUCCAACUCCUGGCCCAUUAUCUCAAACAGUCCAAAUAAAAAAGCUAAGUGCCCAAUACUCCUAUUUAUACACUUAAAAUAUUUAUUAAAUGAUAGUAGUAUAAUUAUUACUAUUAUUAAUUAUAUUAUUUCCACCACCAUUAUGGUGGGUUAAAAACUCCCGAGGUGGUGAAGACCAUUGUGAGGGAUUAAAAUUUCCCGAGGUCGCUAAUGAAAAUUUAUUAUUGGCAUUAUUAUUUUUAUCAAUGCCAUUAGACCGGGUCAAAAAACCCCAAAGUGGUGGACCCGAGCUCUAGUCUACCGAACAUCUUUAUUUGUUGAUUCGGAUUAUAUUUAGGUCCAUCGACCUACCCUAGUCACCUUUAUUUGGUGACUCGGACAUCUAAAAAUGAGAGCCGCUACCGGCCGCACAUGGCAUUAUGCCCGAGAGCGGUAAACGGUACACCUCGUUCUCCGAGACGCUAAUCGCGUCCCCCAAAAGCCGUUGCCAUGAACAGCGCACCUAUUGUAACACCGCCCCCGAGUAUUUGUACUGUACCAAAUUAUGUAUUGCACCUUGAGAAAUGUAUAAAAGCAUUUUUACGUGAUUGUAAAUUUUUAUCAUUUCUAUUACGUGAAUAGUAAAAAUUCACGUGGGGCCCACACCAGAUGUGGGGCCGCCCGAUAUUAUCGGGACCACAUAUUAUAUUAAUCUUGGACUAGAUAAUAUGUAUAUGGUGAUGGAUAUCCUAAUUGGGCCUGGUAAUGGCAUAGAGAUGACCGGUUGGUCAAAUGGGGCCAGAUUAUCGGUAUCGACAAAUUAUCGGAUAACAGCCCAAAAAGGGAUUCCGGAGACUUCUAAAUUAAAGUUGGGGAAUGCAUAUUGAUUCUAAGGUCCAAUGAGGAUUGGGAACAAGUGUUAUAUUUUAUUUGACCCGAUAAAAUAAAAUAUACUUAAAACAGUCCGGAAAAUACAACUUUCGGGACCGAUUGUACACGACGGGAUUUAAAGGGAUGACCUCCCACAUAAGUGGGGGCCAUCCCACGAAAUUAGGCUGUCAAAAGUCAGGGUAUGCUGCACAUAAUGGGAGGGGGCAAGCAUGGGCUGAUUGGAGACCCAAAUCAUUAAAUGACAUGGACCCCUCUCCUAACAUGAUUGUGAGAAAAUGCCAAUAUGGCAUCCUCAAUCACCCCCCACACCCCAUAUGCUGCGACUCCAUCCAUCAAGGGAGAAGAGAAGAGGCUCUGCAAAUCCACAUCUCCAUUGUUGAAGGGAGCUCAAUCAAGCAAGAAGCUAAAUCAAGAAGGAAGAGUUGCAAAAAUAGAGAAAAACCUUGGGAAUAAAGGUAUUCAAGGAACUUUCACGGAGUUGAAAAGGUCGCCGGAGUUGUCGCCGGAGUUCGUUGAAGUUCGCCGGAGUUUCGUCGGAGCUAAAUCGGGAAGGCUAGAACUUCAUAAGCUUCAAUAAGGUUGAGGCUAGAGUCCUACUACCUGCACCUUUGCCUAGGGUGAUCAUUCGAGGAGGAAGACGUGGUUCGUGCUUCCAUUCAUAUUUCAAAUGUAUAAACUGCUCAUGGAUUUUUGAACAAUGUUUUCAUUAAAACAGUUGGGGGCCCGCGUGCCCGUGUUUGCCACGUGUGGCUAAGUAUCAAACAUUUUAUUAUUUUCCGCAUUUGUUUGAUUAUGAUAUUGAUGUUGAUUGUAU
Molecule: messenger RNA, 2602 nt
Organism: Cuscuta europaea
Lineage: Eukaryota; Viridiplantae; Streptophyta; Magnoliopsida; Solanales; Convolvulaceae
Source: the annotation of a GenBank genome assembly